AUGUUUAAAUCUAGUUUUGUUAACGGUAAAGGUAUUAUCAAUAUGCAAGAUCGAUAUUAUAAAUUAAGGUGAUAUAUAAACGUAUAUACGUAGAAUUUACUAUUCGUUUGUCUUCCAGGAAGGAAAUUAGAAACAAAUAUGUGCGAUGUUUAAACGAAUUUGUUUACAAGUAACUAGGGAAGUAAAUUGUGACUUUUCAAAAACAAAACGGAAUUCAAACGUUUUUACAAGUUGAUAAUAUAUUUGAAAUCUGGUAAAAGUAAGAACAAGUAUGAGUAGCAGACAGGCUAAGAAGACCAAAGAUCCUAAACCGGAUAUAAAAAAUAAAUCCAGUACACCAUCCGGUAAAGGGAAACAAUUAAGCCAAAAGGAAAUAGAGCAGCUACAAAAUGAGAAUAAAAAAUUGAAGGAAACGAUAGUUAUGUAUCGUAACAACCUAGACCCUGUCAAGAUUAGAAAAGAGUUAGACUUAGCGGACCAAUCAACGAUCAACAUUCUUACGGAUGAAAAUUUAAGGUUGAUUGAAGAACUUCAAAAAUAUACAUCAAGGGAUACUAUAGAGAGUCCGUCGGCAGAGAAAGCAACGGAUACAAAGAAACAGUCGAACGUCGACAGAGGCGAUGAAAAUAAAAAAGAGUCUCAGCAAAAACAGACAGAAAUGGAAAUUAUAAGACUACAAAAUGACAAUACUGAACUAAAGAAAAGAGUGUCUGAGGCCGACAAACACAUUGAAGAUUUACAAAACAAAAUCAGUCUUGUUAACUCUGAAGCGGAAAAGCAGCUUAAACUCAAAGGGCAACAAGUAGAACAAAAUGCGAAUCAUAAAGCUGAUAAAAGGCCAAACCAUGAUGAGGUAUUGCAACAGAAAGCCUCUGAGAUAGAUGCAUUGCAGGAAAAAGUUGAAAAACUUAGUAGUGAACUGAAAGAAUUCGAAGACAUUAAAAUACAGCUACAAAAUGCCAAAAAAAGUGUGGAAGAAAAGGAGAAACAAAUUCAAGAAAUGAUAAAAGAGAAAGAAGACAUUAAAACUGAGAAAAAUAAGCUAGAAAAUGAAUGUGAAAGUAUCAGGGAACAACUUAAAAUAAGCGAAAGACAGUUAAAAGACUUGAAACAGAAUUCAUCAAAUUCAGAUGAAAGCUCAAAAUCGCAGCAGGCAGAUGAAAUAAAGCAAAAACUUAAAGAAAUUAAUGAACUUAAGAAUAAUCUUACCGAAGCUCAAAGUAAAAAUGAAAAUCUGAAGGCAGAAAAAGAUAAUCUCGAUGAUAAACUUCGUCAAUUAGCGGAUCAAGUCACAGCAAAGGAACAUGAAAUUAAUAAGCUGAAAGAGGAACAGGAGAAAAUGAUUAAACGCAAGGAAGAAAAACUUCGACAAUCAGCGGAACAAGUCACAGCAAAAGAACAUGAAAUUAAUAAGCUAAAAGAGGAACACGAGAAAAUGAUUAAACGCAAGGAAGAAACCAUUCAAAAAUUGCAAACAGAAAAGAAGGUGGAUCAACCAAAGAAUAGCGGCAAGAGAAAUGAAGGAUCAAACAGCCUAGAGGAGAAGUUAAGAAGCGCCCAAGACGAAAUUGAUGAACUGAAAAACAGAUUGAGCAAGGUUGUUGGUGCUAACAUAAUGAACGACAAUCCAAAUAUAACAGACCUAAGUGAUGAAAACAGACCAACAAAAUUGUCGGAGAAAUUUUCCGAGCUUUAUGACAAUGAAUGGACCGAUGCAUACGAAGAAGCAGAAAAUGAAUUCAGAAAUGAAGAAAAGGGAAUUGCUCAUCUUUAUAAGACGUUACUGGAUGUUUUUGAUUUUUGUAAGAAGAAAUCUGAGGAACAUGCAAAACACAUACGUGACAGUGUCACGACUCUACCGAACGCACCAAAAAUGAGACCUAAAUCUGCCGCGAUCGGUGUAACUAACCAACGCCAGCUAAAGGAAGUAAGAAAGAGUUUUGCCCCAAUGCUUAUUGAAAGUGUAUUUCAGACUUACGUGAGUGAAAAGAAACUGAAUUUUACGAAAAAGGAGAACACGGGGAAGUUUAUCAAGAAGUGUGUUGAAAUAUGUUGGCUGAUGAAUUCCCAGGAUCCACCGGUCAUUCUUGAAACAUCUGUCGUAGAUGGGAAAUCUUUUGAUGCUGACAAAUUCAAGACGUACACAAAAACUGGCAAACUGGUUGACUAUGUCGUAUGGCCGCCAAUGCUGUUACAUAAAGGAGGACCCAUGCUUUGCAAAGGCGUAGCUCAAGGAAAAUGAUUAAAAUAAUUAAACCUGAAAAGCUUUUAUCGUUUCGGUAUAUUUGGCAGCUUCAAUCACACUAGGUUUUUACUACGUAUAUAGCUGUAAUGAAAUCGUUUUUAACCUAUUUUUUUAACCAAUGAAAUUGUAAGGUACAAAAAAGAGCUGAUUAAAGAUUUAUACAAUUCGUUUCAAAUGGAAAUGAUUAUAGUGCAACAGUAUUGAAAUGUAAGGACAA
Messenger RNA from Ruditapes philippinarum (Manila clam), 2462 nucleotides. RefSeq names its product chromosome partition protein Smc-like. The transcript is spliced from 21 exons. Gene Ontology annotation, biological process: mitophagy by internal vacuole formation; mitochondrial protein catabolic process. Gene Ontology annotation, cellular component: mitochondrial outer membrane. Lineage: Eukaryota; Metazoa; Mollusca; Bivalvia; Venerida; Veneridae. The record is from RefSeq and is a predicted model, not a curated record. The coding region runs from base 272 to 2242 and encodes 656 amino acids.